AUGGCAGCAGCGGCUCUUCUGCGGGAGGCAUUGCCGUCCCUUGACGAACCUAUUGUCGUGUAUCUGGAUAGGUACAUUGAAGAUGCUGGCGAAGAUCCUACUGUAAAUGUCAUGUCGGAUGUCGUGGAGCCGAUGCUAAAGUCGGCUGUGAUUAGCGAGCCCGCCAACUCGAAGGUGCGCCAAGCCUUGCCUGCCUUGAUCGAGAAGUUGGCAGUUAUGGUUGCUGAGCGUCAGCCAGAGACGUCAGCGAAGCAGCGUGGCCUUACGCGUCUUGAUAAAGUCGUGGAUAUGAGCAGCGCUACAACCAGCAGCACAAUGACAUACGAUGCUGGCAACGACUCUAUGGACUUGGCCCUCGGCAAGUCGAGUCGAAACCGUACUACUGUCGACGUAAAGAAACUCGAGCGUCAGGAAGCUAAGACACGCGCUAAGCUCGCCAAGCGUGCUCAGCGCGAUCUGUAUGAAUCGAGUAAGCUCGUGGAGAAUGUGAAAAAGAUGGCCUCGUACGAGGAAAUGUACAUGCAAGUCAACCCACUCGAGUCCAUUAGUGCUGGAGCUGCCAAGGGCAAGAACAAAGAUAUCCAUCUGCCGAACAUAGAUGUCAGCUUCGGCAGUCAUCGUAUUCUUACCAAUGCUGAGCUUACUAUGGCAUACGGACGCCGAUACGGUCUUGUUGGCCGUAAUGGUGUAGGUAAAAGUACCCUGCUUCGUCACAUGGCUAUGCGUGACGUGCCUAUUCCUACCAACGUAUCCCUGCUCUAUGUUGAGCAGGAAAUUGUCGGUGAUGACACACCUGCUCUCGAUGCGGUACUUAAGGCUGAUGUAUGGCGUGAAAAACUCAUGGCCGAGGAAAAGAGUCUCAAUGCGCAGCUGCAAGCACUUGAAGAGGCUGCACAGGCUGCUGUUGCAGCGGCUGAUGAAAACCAAGAACGGGAUGGUCUUUCUCGCGGCUCUGCUGUGGAUCUGCCUACCCGGCAGCGUGAGAACCAACGAGAUGAGCUCUUGUCGCGGUUGGGCGAUGUUCAAGCCAAAUUGGUGGACAUGGAGGCUGAAACUGGUCCCAGCCGUGCAGCCACUUUGCUCAAUGGUCUUGGUAUCGUUGGUCCUGACCAGCAAAAACCAACCAAGGCCUUCAGUGGUGGCUGGCGUAUGCGUUUGGCGUUGGCUCGUGCACUUUUCUGUAAGCCAGAUCUGCUUAUGCUUGACGAGCCGUCAAACAUGCUUGACUUGAACGCUAUUGCAUGGCUUGAAGAUUACCUAGUGAACGAAUGGUCGGGCACCCUGCUUGUCGUAUCGCAUGACCGUGCGUUCUUGAACCAGGUGGCCACGGACAUCGUGCAUAUGCACUCUGAGCGCCUUGACUACUAUAAAGGUAACUUUGAUCAGUUCUACGAAACGCGUGACGAGCGUCGCAAGAACCAGAUUCGCGAGUAUGAAGCCAAUAUGCAAAAGCGAGCACAUCUACAAGCCUUUAUCGAUCGCUGGCGCUACAAUGCGAAUCGUGCUGCUCAGGCACAAAGCCGCAUCAAGGAAUUGGAGCGUCUUCCUAUUCUUGAACCACCAGAAAAAGAGUCGGGCGAGCACUUCACGCUUCCUGAAACCGAGAAAAUCAGCCCUCCCUUGCUUCAGCUGGACAAUGUCACUUUCGGCUACUCGAAAGACAAGAUCAUCCUGAACCAUGUCAACUUUGACGUUACGAUGGACAGCCGCAUUGCUUUGAUUGGUAGCAAUGGUGCUGGUAAGUCCACUCUGAUCAAGCUUUUGAUCAACCAAAUCUCGCCAUUGUCUGGCGAUGCUAAGCGAAACCCUCGGCUUCGUGUAGGGUAUUUCUCGCAACAUCAUAUUGACCAGCUUGAUCUUACGAUGAGCGCCGUCGCGUUCCUCGCGUCGCGCUUCCCUGGCCGUACAGAGCAGGAGUACCGCCAGCACCUCGGCUCGUUUGGUAUUACAGGUACUACGGGCCUGCAAAAGAUUGCUACACUGAGUGGUGGUCAAAAGAGUCGUGUUGCUUUUGCUCAGCUAAGCUUGAUGAAACCCCAUGUUUUACUUCUAGACGAGCCCACCAACCAUCUGGAUAUUGAAGCCCUUGAUGCACUGAUUGAUGCUAUCAACCGCUGGAAUGGAGGCGUUAUUGUCGUGAGUCACGAUGAGCGCUUCAUCAACAGCUGCCUGAAAGAAAUGUGGGUAUGCGACAAUGGAACAGUGUACAAGUUCCAGGGCAAUGUCUCGGAGUACAAACGUGUCAUUGUCGAAUCCAACCGGCGCAAGCUCGAGGAGGCUGCACGCGCGUCUGCCUAG
Molecule: messenger RNA, 2298 nt
Organism: Malassezia pachydermatis
Lineage: Eukaryota; Fungi; Basidiomycota; Malasseziomycetes; Malasseziales; Malasseziaceae
Product: positive effector protein gcn20
Exons: 1
Coding region: 1-2298 (765 amino acids)
Molecular function (GO): ATP binding; ATP hydrolysis activity
Source: RefSeq, a predicted model, not a curated record